GCAUUGAGGGACACGCCUCCUCCUUCCAAAUGUGACGCAUUUCCGGGUCCCGAUUCUUCCCCUUCCGGUACAUGUGAACAUGGCGCCUCCCAUUCCGCUGCUCGCAGUACGUGGAUCAGAUGGGACGGCGCUUCUUCGUGGACCGCCGAGCUGCGAUGAACACCCUGCCAUCCAGAGAGACCCCCGGCCCAGCCGCUGUGUGAGCUUCAGCAGGGACGGCUCGCUGUUCGCCUGGUGCAACGGAGACAAGGUCAGUGUGGUGAACACAGCAGAUGGCUCCGUGGUGUCGACCUUUGACCUUCCUAAGACGAUGCUGUUGGAGUUCUCUCCUCUGGGCCGAGUGCUGGCCACCUGGCAGCUGUACAGCAAGAGUCAGGGUGACCUUCAGGGUGAAGCCAACUUGCAGCUGUGGGACCUGCAGAGUGGCCAGCUGCUGAAAGCCCUUUACCAGAAGAAGACUGAGGCCUGGUGUCCCAGCUGGUCUGACGAUGAGAGCAUCGCCGUGAGGAGCGUCAACAACGAGCUGCACUUCUUCGAGAACAACGACUUCAAUACCAUUGCCAACAAGCUGCACAUGCAGAAGGUGUCUGACUUCGUCCUGUCCCCUGGAGCUCAGCCCAGCAAGGUCGCCGUCUACGUGCCAGGCAGUAAAGGGGCGCCGUCGUUCGUCCGGCUCUACCAGUACCCGCUGUUCGGCGGGCCGACCGCCGCGCUCGCCAACAAGAGCUUCUUCAAGGCCGACAGAGUGUCCAUGCUGUGGAACAAGAAAGCGUCGGCGCUCCUGGUGACGGCGAGCACCGAGGUGGACAAGACGGGGGCGUCGUACUACGGCGAGCAGACGCUGCACUACCUGGCCGUGAACGGGGAGAGCGCCGUGGUCCAGCUGCCGAAGAACGGGCCGAUCUACGACGUGGCGUGGAGCCCCAACGCCGCCGAGUUCUGCGUGGUUUACGGCUUCAUGCCGGCCAAGGCCACCAUCUUCAACAUGAAGUGUGACCCCGUGUUCGACUUCGGCACCGGACCGAGGAACGCCGUCUACUACAGUCCUCAGGGUCACAUCCUGGUGCUGGCCGGGUUCGGGAACCUGCGGGGUCAGAUGGAGGUUUGGGAUGUCAAGAAGUACAAACAGGUGUCCAAACCUCAGGCUCCAGACUCCACCCAUUUCUCCUGGUGCCCCGAUGGCGAGCACGUCGUCACGGCGACCUGCUCGCCGCGCCUCCGGGUCUCCAACGGCUACAAGAUCUGGCACUACACGGGCACGGUGUUGCGGCGGCAGGACGCCGGCGAGCUGUGGGAGGUCCGCUGGCAGAGCUUCCCCGACGGCUGCUUCCCCGAGCGGCCCGUCCGGUACCAGGCGGCGCCCGGCGAGCUGGGCAGCACGCAGGCCCCGCCCACGCAGGCCUACCGCCCCCCCGCACUGAGACACCUGCCGGCCACCGCCAGCUCCAAACUGCAUGAGGAGGAGCCCCCUCAGGACCUGCGUCCCGGCCCGUCAGCAGAGAGGUGUCUGUCUAAAUCUGCUCUGAAGAACCAGAAGAAGCGAGAAGCCAAGAAAGCAGCCAAACAGGAGGCAAAGUCUGAAGCCCCGCCUAGCCCCGCCCCCACCCCCGCCCCCGCCUGCAACAGCCAAUCAGGGCCGACCUGCGGCGACCCGGAGACGGACAAGAAGAUGAAGAACCUAAAGAAGAAACUAAAAGCCAUCGAGGAGCUGAAGGAGCAGCAGGCGUCUGGGAAAACACUGCAGAAGAACCAGCUGGAGAAGAUCCAGAAGGAGGAGCAGCUGCUGAAGGAGCUGGAGGAGCUGGAGCUGAGCCUGUAGGGGGCGCUACCCCACCCCCGACCACCACACACACACACACACACACACACACACACACACACACACAGACUGAGCCCUGCGGGACGGUCUGCUGUGGUGACAGGAAGUGGACUGAUGACGCGGUCAGUGACGCUGCUAGCCAGCAUGCUAACAUUGCUCCAAACUGCUGCAGGUUCACACACACGCACACACACACACACACACACACACACACACACACACACACACACACACUGACCUGUCAGUCACAGGGGAAAUGUAGUGAAGCAGUAAUCGCUGAGGUCGAUGAGCCGGGCUGAACUGACGUGGGUCUGGAACACAUUCUUUUGCUGUGUGUGUGUGUGUGUGUGUGUGUGUGUGUGUGUGUGUGUGUGUGUGUGUGUGUGUGUGUGUGUGUGUGUGUGUGUGUGUCAGCUGACAUCACAGCUCUGUUGCUAUGCAAUGUGUGUACAGUUCAGAAGCUCCGCCUCGUUUGGCCUGCAGUGUAAACAGGAAGCUGAGGUGUUUUGAAACCAACAUGUAAUAAAGGGUUUGUAGAGGA
Messenger RNA from Myripristis murdjan (pinecone soldierfish), 2360 nucleotides. RefSeq names its product eukaryotic translation initiation factor 2A (gene eif2a). Gene Ontology annotation, molecular function: ribosome binding; translation initiation factor activity; mRNA binding. The transcript has 16 exons. NCBI's taxonomy places the organism in Eukaryota, Metazoa, Chordata, Actinopteri, Holocentriformes, Holocentridae. Gene Ontology annotation, biological process: translational initiation. The record is from RefSeq and is a predicted model, not a curated record. Gene Ontology annotation, cellular component: cytosolic small ribosomal subunit. Bases 80 to 1819 code for a protein of 579 amino acids.